Messenger RNA from Protopterus annectens (West African lungfish), 4109 nucleotides. RefSeq names its product malic enzyme 2 (gene ME2). NCBI's taxonomy places the organism in Eukaryota, Metazoa, Chordata, Ceratodontiformes, Protopteridae. Gene Ontology annotation, molecular function: NAD binding; malate dehydrogenase (decarboxylating) (NAD+) activity; malate dehydrogenase (decarboxylating) (NADP+) activity. Gene Ontology annotation, biological process: pyruvate metabolic process; malate metabolic process. Gene Ontology annotation, cellular component: mitochondrion. Bases 558 to 2798 code for a protein of 746 amino acids. The record is from RefSeq and is a predicted model, not a curated record. The transcript has 19 exons.
UAUUCUUUUUGUGUUUUUCAUGUCUUUACACACAAAAAGACAUUUAUUGUCGCUGGUUGUAAAGCUAUGUUUUUUUUUUUUUGCUAUUCAUGUUUGAAGCAUCUCCGUCAAGAUGAUGAGUAUAGCAGUACAGCAAGUCUCCUAAUUUGGUCUUUCAGAAUACUGCUGAGUCGCGGGGGAGGGGGCUCACUGAAGAGGCUUUACUUUGAUCGACACUGAAUGUCUGCGCUAAGCUUUUAGAAUCGCAGGCCGCGUCUUUUAUUCUUGGAUGUGACCAUUCUUUAACUGAAAAGAAAGUGAUAUUUGACACUUCCUGUACUAUCGUUAUCAAUACAUUUGCAUUUUUCUGGAAGGAGGAAAAAAAGUUUCAUGAACUGAGAAAGGAGUCUUUGGCAGAGGGAUCAAAGUAGUUGGACAAGGGGAAAGACCAUAAGGAGAAGACUCUGCUUUUUUCAACAUCAUCAGAUGAGCCAAAAGAAAAGGCUGAGAAAAAGGAGGUAAAAAAAAAAAGGCAUCCUUGAAAGCUUCCAUCUUUGCAGCCUGUUUAAAAGGUUGUUAUGCCCGAAGGUGGGAAGCAUCGAAAAAGUAAAUUCUCCCAUGCAGAGAAUGACAUCCUGCUACAGGCCCUCCGUCAGCAUGGUCGGCGGAUGCUUCGUCAUGACAGAUCUGACCGGGCCUUCCGUGCACGUGUCUGGCGGAAAGUUAUUGAUGACAUCGAUGCUGUCGGUGGCCACAAUCGGAAUUAUGAUCAAGUCCGAAGAAGGGCCACUGACAUGAUCGCUGCAGCACGUACUAGGGCAGCCCGCCUGGCAGAGCAGUGGAUGGCCACGGGAGGGGGUCAAACGACAGAACCACCUCUCACAGAGACUGAGGAGUUCCUGGCAUCUCUGCAUGGGGAUCCAGACAGUUCUGACAUCCAUAGCGGUGUGGUAGACAUCGGUGCUGAGUUGCACGUCUCACCGCGCAUACCUGUUGGUGAUGCCCCAGGAACAUCGGAAGUACAGGUCCAAAGGCCACCUCCCCCCCAAGGUGAAAAAACGCUACCAAAAAUGCUGUCUCGCAUGAAGGUUGUCAUCCGCCCGUGCACAUCUGUAUACCGCAGCGUGCACACAAAAGAAAAAGGAAAACCAUUAAUGCUUUCGCCAAGAACAAAUAAGGGUAUGGCAUUCACAUUGCUGGAGCGACAGAUACUUGGACUUCAGGGACUUCUUCCACCUAAAAUAGAGACGCAAGACAUUCAAGCUAUGCGUUUCCAUAGAAAUUUGGAAAAAAUGACUGAUCCCUUGGAAAAGUACAUUUACAUCAUGGGCAUUCAGGAGAGAAAUGAGAAGCUGUUUUAUCGUGUCUUAAAGGAUGACAUUGAAAGACUAAUGCCGGUAGUAUAUACACCAACAGUAGGCCUGGCAUGCACAAGAUAUGGACAGAUAUUCAGAAGACCUAAAGGAUUGUUUAUCUCUGUCUUGGAUAGAGGACAUGUUCGGUCGAUCCUGGAUAAUUGGCCAGAACCUGAUGUUAAGGCUGUUGUUGUAACUGAUGGCGAGAGAAUUCUUGGUCUUGGAGACUUGGGGGUUUAUGGAAUGGGAAUUCCUGUUGGAAAGCUAUGCCUGUACACAGCCUGUGGUGGUAUACGACCAGAAACCUGCCUUCCUGUCUGUAUUGACGUUGGAACAGACAAUGAAGAAUUGUUAAAAGAUCCUUUCUAUAUGGGCUUGUAUCAGAAACGUGAUCGCUCUUUGCUUUAUGAUGCUCUCAUAGACGAGUUUAUGGAAGCUGUUACAGACAAAUAUGGGCAGAACACGCUUAUACAGUUUGAAGAUUUUGGCAAUCAUAAUGCUUUCAGAUUUCUAAGGAAAUACAGAGAAAAGUAUUGUACAUUCAAUGAUGACAUUCAAGGUACAGCCUCUGUAGCAUUAGCUGGGUUGUUAACUGCUCAGAGAGCCAUAGGCAAACCUAUCACAGAACAUAAGAUGUUGUUCCUUGGUGCAGGAGAGGCCGCACUUGGAAUCGCAAAUUUAAUAGUAAUGGCAAUGAUGGAAAAUGGACUGUCUGUUGAAGAUGCCCGCAAAAAAAUCUGGAUGUUUGAUAAAGAUGGGUUGCUUGUUCGGGGGCGAAAACAAGGAGUUGAUGGGAACCAGGAGGCAUUUGCACAUGAAUCCCCCUCACAAACCGUAAAAAACUUUCUGGAUGCAGUGAAUGUACUUAAGCCCUCCGCUAUUAUCGGUGUGGCUGGUGCUGGCAGACUCUUUACCAAAGAAGUAAUAACUACAAUGGGUUCUCUUAACGAACGUCCAAUUAUUUUUGCUCUGAGUAACCCUACAGUGAAAGCAGAAUGUACAGCUGAAGAUGCUUACAUGCUGACACAGGGACGCUGUCUGUUUGCCUGCGGUAGUCCAUUUGAACCUGUAAUAUUAAACGAUGGCCGCACCUUCAAACCUGGACAGGGUAACAAUGCUUACAUUUUUCCAGGAGUCGCACUAGCAGUGAUCCUGAGCGGUGUGCGCCAUAUCAGUGAUAAGGUUUUCCUGGAAGCUGCAAAGGCAUUAGCUGAGCAGGUAACUGAAAAAGACUUGGAACAAGGGAGCUUAUACCCUGCUUUGUCUAACAUACGGGAGGUUUCCAUUCACAUUACAAUUAAGGUUGUACAGUUCGUAUAUGGGAAUGGCAUGGCUUUCCAUUAUCCUGAGCCUAUAAACAAGGAGCAAUAUGUCCGAUCCAAAGUGUGGUGUACUGAUUAUGAUUCAUUCCUACCAGAUAUAUAUGAAUGGCCAGAAUCUGCCUCAAAGCCACCCAGAGUUUAAUAAUGCAUUGUAUAUACGUUUACCUUACAAUCAGACACUUCUCUGUAAAUGAUUAUAUAAAUAAGACAUAUGUAACAAGGAACAGUUUACAUGUGCUCAUGUAAUAAUGAUGUGUGGAACUGUAUAAUUAGGGUGAUGUACAGAAAUUAAUGUUCAGUUUCUGCUGACACCACUGCAUUUGCACUCUGUUUCUUCGUGUAUCAUGGAUGAAUUACAGAGUGUACAGAUCAGAAUCUUGACAAUAGCUCUGAUAAUUUCAUCUUUUACUUAGUACAACAUUGUUUUGUUGUUGUUAUAAUCCACAAUUUACAGAGAUAGGUAUAGUUAUUCUAUGAGGAAUUAACACCCCAUUCAGGAAUAGUUUUCAGCCUUAUGCCUACUGAGUGCUGAUAGGCUUCAGCUCCUCUGUAACUCUGUAUUUGAUUAAAUGGAUUAGCAGAAAAUGAGUAAUCUACAACUUUUUUAGUAAUGUGAAAUAUGUAUAUAGAUGUAUGUCUGUAACCUCAGAGCAAUUGUUUUCCAGAUUACCUAUGUUUACCUAUGUAUAUUAGCAGUGUUUGUAAUAGUUUUGUGACUAUGCUUAAGUUUAAUUAUUUAGUAAUUUUAGAUCACUGUAUUUAAGAACAAAUACAUUGUUAGAGACUGUAUUUUCCUUCCUGACUGAGAAAUUUGUGAUAACAUCUGUACUUCGAAUAUCAUAUAACAAAAAUGCUUAUAUGUGUCUUAGAACAAGAAGAAUGAAAAGUUUUUUAGACUUGUUUGACCCAGUAAUAUGGAGUGAAAUUUUUGCACACCGACAUAUGAUUUUGUGGAAACCUUUGUCAGAUGCGUCCAGUUUUCUAAAAUACUUCUGGUUUGUGGAAAACUAGUUAGUGGUGACACAGAAGACAAAACAUUUUUUUAAGAGCACAUUAACAUGCGCUAUAACAUUCCAUAAGUAUACUGAAGGAAUUUGCUAAAGCUGUGGCUAUAUUAGGUUAUAACCCUCUUGAUUUUAAGAUUAUUUUCUGUAACUCCAUACUGCUACAUUUUUUUUGCAUCAUCUAUACUUAUGAAUAUGUAAUUAAUGUUGACGGAAGUUAAUGGCUUCUUUUGAUUUUAAGGGAAAGUUUGAAGCUGUUGUGUAAUAUAUUUGUCAUUUUCUUUUUUUUUUUUAUUUUCAUUAUCGUUUUUUAUCCGACAUUAUGGCCUUCACUGGUAAGUUCUAAACAUAGGCUUUCAAACAGACCCAGGUCAGCAUUGCCUUAUAGACCAUGUAGAGGUGACCUCUAUGUAACCUGUAAUACAGAGAAUAUAAUGACAAUUCUUGAA